UGCUCUAGCUACCAGCUUGUCAAGAACUGAAACAGGAUAAGGAAGAAGAGGGAAGAGAGGAGCUUAUGGCACAAGAGCCAAGUUCCCAUGUGGGAACUUACAAGAGGUUCAAGCCACACCUCCUCAUGGUUUUAUCUCAAGUGGCCUACGCAUUUCUCUAUUUCAUUACUGAAGCUUCCUUCAAUCAUGGGAUGAACCCUCAUGUCUACAUAACUUAUCGACAUAUCGUGUCUGGCAUAAUCAUGCUCCCUUUUGCCUAUUUUCUUGAAAGAAAAGACAGACCAAAGCUCACAUUUGCGGUUUUCUUGGAAUUUUUCCUUAUUUCUUUUCUGGGGAUAGGUUUGACUUUAAACCUGUACUAUGCAAGCUUAAGAUACACCUCUCCAACCUUCCUUGCAUCAAUGAUCAACACCGUAGCUUCCCUCACUUUUGUGAUUGCAGUUUCACUCAAGUUGGAGGUUCUUGAUCUUCGAAAUCCUCGCGGAUUAGCAAAAGUUUUGGGCACCGUAGUCUCCUUAGCCGGUGUAAUGACCAUGACUUUGUACAAAGGACCUAUUAUGAGAAAUUUAUGGAGUCCACUAAUCCAUAUUCAAGGAAAAUCUUCCAUCCAUGAGAACAGGUUGAAGGGUUCAAUUCUAACUGUUGCUAGCUGCAUAACAUGGUCUUUAUGGUACAUUAUGCAGGCAAUCACAUUGAAAAGAUAUCCUGCAAAACUAUCACUGACAACAUGGAUGAGCUUCCUAGGGGCAGCACAGUCAGCUGUCUUUGCAGUUUGUAUAGAACAUAAACGAGUUGCUUGGACAGUUGGAUUCAAGAUUGACCUCUGGUGCAUUUUGUAUUCUGUAAGAUUCUGUAUUUAUAUGCUGGGAGGGGUGUGCUCUGGCCUAAUAUUCUUUAUUCAACUAUGGUGCACACUAGAGAAAGGACCUGUCUUUGUGACCAUGUUUGAUCCCGUCUCAACAAUAUUGGUGGCAUUUCUAGCAUACUUUGUGCUUGGUGAAAGACUCUACAUUGGCAGCAUAUUAGGGGCAGCCAUUGUCAUUGUUGGCCUAUACUUGCUGUUGUGGGGGAAACAAGGUGAUGAAGUUUACAUCAUUAAGUGUGAAGACUCAUCUGAUAAGACAUACGAAGAGCAUAAAGAAGACAGAAUAUGA
Rosa rugosa (rugosa rose) is the source of this 1154-nucleotide messenger RNA. RefSeq names its product WAT1-related protein At5g07050-like. Gene Ontology annotation, molecular function: transmembrane transporter activity. Gene Ontology annotation, cellular component: plasma membrane. The transcript has 7 exons. NCBI's taxonomy places the organism in Eukaryota, Viridiplantae, Streptophyta, Magnoliopsida, Rosales, Rosaceae. The record is from RefSeq and is a predicted model, not a curated record. Bases 66 to 1154 code for a protein of 362 amino acids.